Bursaphelenchus okinawaensis is the source of this 616-nucleotide messenger RNA. The record is from the annotation of a GenBank genome assembly. Lineage: Eukaryota; Metazoa; Nematoda; Chromadorea; Rhabditida; Aphelenchoididae.
AUGACUUCGGAAACCCCAAAGCUAAGUGAGGAAAUCAAGGCCGACGUGGCCAAGCAACAUAACCUUCGGCCAGUCCAGACUGUCGAGAAAGGUGUUCUUCCUACUAAAGAAGGUAUGUUACAUUGAUGUAAAAUAUAGCAAACAAAUUAAAAAAGAAGGUUCGUAAAAGUAAAUUUGCAUUUUAAUAGCAUAAAAAAUGUUUUUUAGAAAUUCAACAAGAAAGACAACACGACGACUUGAAGAAGGACAUCGAAGGCUUUGAUGAAUCCAAGUUGAACAAGGUCGAGACUCAAGAGAAAGUGGCAUUGCCUUCUGAAGAAGACAUUCUGAAAGAAAAAACUCCUCAAUUGGCCGCUGAUUUCGACCACAACAAGUUGAAACAUGUCGAGCCGGUUGUCAAGGAGCAUAUUCCUGAUGCUGAUGGUAGGUAACUUUUAUUAAGUUUUUAAAAUUGCUCUCACUUUACUUAAAUAUAGAUCAUAUCAAAUUAUAACAUAUUGCAUUUUCAGAAUACGUUCGUGAAAAGGUCAAGAGCGAGGCCUCGACCUUUGACCACAACAAGUUGAACCACGUCGAACCUGAAGUCAAGAACGAAGUUGUAGUCACCAAGAACUAA